GUUAGAGGGCGGUGCCACAGCUGCUUUGUGUUUAGCUUAGCUUUGGAUCAAAUGAGACAAUUGAAAUGAACAAACGUUAUGGGACAAAAUAGUUUGACGUUUAAGAGCGUCUCCAUUGGUCCGCUGUUGCCCCGCCCCCAGAUCCUCUCACACCUCUGUGUUGCCAGGGAGAGGACACACACACACACUGGUGUCACUGCGUGCACCAGCUGGUCCAGAACACAAUUUGGGCGGGGGGCAUGUCAAAUGUUCUUUGGACCAAUGAGAAGUCUUUGUCGGGGCGGGAAGCGGCGAGAUGACACCAAAUGCACGAAGAGGUCCGGACGGUCAAGAGCCAGGACCAGAUCUCUGCUGGACCCAAGGAGGACAGGAAGCCACUGAGUGUCACAUGAACGCAGGCCCCGACGUGCCGGUCCGGGUGGUCCCCCCACAACUGAGUCGAGCGAUGCUGCUGGGAACGGCGAAACACCUGCUGGACAACAGAGAACUUUCUAGCGUGUCCAUUGUGGCUCAGGCUGAGAGAGAAGACUUCCAGGAGUUCAGCCCGACUGACAUCUCUGACUCGCAAUGUCACCUGCUGGCAAUGCGUGUUCACCAGGGUGCCGGUGCUGCACAAGCCGAGGACGGCCUGAUACUCCCACACCGACAUCGACACAGGAAAGUCCAAAGACCAGCAAACUUUCAAGAAGUCCAAGACACUGAUUGGUCCAAAGCACCUGAUGACAUCAUACCCCCGCCCACUCAGUUUAAGGACUCACAACCCCUUGUGGAGUCGCUUCACGAUGGCGCCACAGAUGUGCAUGACGCGUCGUCAUCAGAGAGUCCAGACGACCUGUGCAACAGCAGUGCCACAUCCGAAUCCCAAAGCGACGACUCGGACUUGUCACGCUGCAGCUUCGAUGUUUCACAUUUGACCUUUGACCCCUCCUUGUUAGGCCAUAGUGGGGAUGGGUCCGCCCACUCGCCAUCACACACCUGUCUGAACACCAACGUGGCGCCGUUAUCAAAACUCUCGCUUUGGCCUUUCGUCAUCCAUCAGAAAACACGCCCCCUGCUGAUAUCCUCGUCGUCAUCAUCUUCAUGUCCUCACCAAGGAUUCUUAUUACACAAUAAACUGCGGCCCAGCAGCUGGCGCUACCGUGAGGGAGAGGAGUACAGUGUGCUUCGUCACAUCCACAGUGGGUCCUACGGAGACGUGUUGUGCGUGCGGGACAAGACGAGCGGCUUCACGUGCGCCGCCAAGAAGCUUCCUCUCAGUCGCUUCAACCAGGAGGAGGUGACGGCGUGGAGCAUCCUUGACUCUCCUCACGUGGUCCGGCUCUUUGGGGCUGUGAGAGAGGGGCCCAACGUGGUGCUCUUUAUGGACCUGAAGCCAGCUAGUCUGGCUCAGCUCAUGCGAACGGCCGGCGUCCUCCCCGAGGAUUUGGCCCUGCACUUCCUGCACCAGUCACUGGGGGCGCUUCAACACCUGCACCACAGAAAGGUCCUUCACCUGGACGUCAAAGUGGACAACGUGCUGCUGUCUGCUGACUGCACACAAAUUUUCCUGUGCGACUUUGGACUGUCCCGCAUGCUGGACGACAGCGGACACAGCACCAAAGACUUCAUGGGAGCGGCCUUCCCUGGCACAGAGACCCACAUGGCCCCCGAGGUGGCGCGCGGGGACCGCCUGAGCGCCAAGGUGGACGUGUGGAGUAGCUGCUGCAUGCUUCUGCACAUGAUGACUGGCCGCCACCCGUGGCUGCGCCGUUACUCCCAGCCGCUGUGUCUCCACAUUGCCAACGAGCCUCCGCCCCUGUGGGAGGUGCCGUCCGGCUGCAGCAAGUUGACGGUGAAGGUGUUCUGGGCCGGACUGCAGAAGAACCCCGACAGGCGGGCGUCAGCAAGCCAGUUGAGGAGGAACACCAACAAGGCCCUCAGAGCAGUUGGUGGUCUGAGUCAUGCAUCCAUCCAAUGGGCCUGCGACAAGCUACGGGACAGUAGCGCCACCCACUCUGCCUCGCUGGACACAAGAGCUCCCACAAUGCACUGGGUGAGCCCUUGGAGAACCACGGCGAUGGACGAGGAUCACGAUGAGGCGGAUUUGCUCACUUUGGAGCGGGAAUGCCGGCCGAGGUCUCUGCGGGAUGAACGUGACUGGAAUGCGGAUUCCGACGUAGACCUUUACACAGGAGAGGACAAAGGUGUCGGGGACAUGUGGCUGAGGACGGACGUGGACUAUGAAGGGGACUGGGAGGACGAGGGAGACGAGGGGGAGGAGGAGGAGGAGGAGCAGGAGGAAGAGUCCACACAAUAUCGCCGAGCACUCCGAGGAUUUUUCCCUCUGCUGCGGCAAGGCCAGGAGACGCGUCACAAUUGGCGAGGAUCAGACAGUGAGCUGGAAGACCUCCGAGAUGCAGGUGUGGACCUCGGGGCUGACAUGCGGACCCCCUCACCGGAGCCACGAGAUGACCCCCCCUCCUGUUUCAGCAGCUCGUCGCAGGCCGGUGCCUCAGACAAGGACUCGGAGUGCUCGUCCGAUGACCUCAGCUUGGGGGUCUUCUCUUCCUGCGGCGGCCGUAUGGAGCUUUUGGGGUGGACGCAUGGGUGCCCCUCGCGCUGCUUUGAAGGCGUGGACUUGUGGAUCGAGGACGCCCAAGGGGAGUGUCUAAGGAUUAGGGAACGUCAGCUUGUCCAAGUGGGACAUGUCGCCGUUGGAAUCAGCGAGCAGGUGUCAAUGACUGCUUUCACCUUGGAGACGCUAGACAGUAAGUUGGUGUCCUCCGAAUGGGAGAUCCAGGAGGCUUUCCUGUGGCUUCGCUGUGUACCUGCGCCGGACUCUUGUCAGCGGUGGACAUGGCGAGUUCUCAACGGCACACUGGAGCGACGGCAUUGAGACUUGAAGUUUCACUCCAAAGCAGCAGAGGGCAGCGUCUUACUAGGGGAGGGAAGGUGCCUAUGCUAACUUCCUUAGCAUGAGCUCAAGGUCCUUGCCAGCUGAGGCUGGAGAUACUCAUGGGAAACUGGAUUCUUUUGACUUACUCUAGUUCUCAUUACUCACUCACUGACGUGAAUCGGUUGCUCGAUUCACUCGAGUCACCCGUCACAGAGCGCAUGCUCAGAAACUCGCACAUGGGCAUUAAGUUCCACAUACAAGUGUCCCACAUUUAAUCACGCCCUGACAAUUUAACUAGCGGUGGAGUUUACAGAGUAGCUGUGAGCUCUGAUUCAGUAAAAAACUUGACAGUUUUGAAUGACUCGUUCAUGACUUGCACAUCUCUAGAUGAAGACAUUCAACGAAGCUGUUAGCUAGUAGCUUUACAAUCCAAUUUCAGAUCUGAUCACUUCAGAUCACUUGUUUAUUGUGAGGUUAAAUGUUUGUUUUGCAAAGAUGUCUUUAUUUGCUCUCUGUUGACUUUCUGGAGGAGCAAAAACAACAAGACUUGGUCAAAAGAUGUCUUGUUCUUAAUCAUCAGACAUGUUGGCUGAUGCAUCUCUUUCACUACCUAGCUGGACAACAGAACAAGCAGUUUGUCUUUGUUUAUGAGACAAUAUAUGUAAAAGCUGCUUGAACUCGUCACAAUGUUUUGUGAUCCCAUUUCUAAUUUAGAAAAAUCCUUUUUCUCUUGUUACUUCCUUCUUCUUCAGCUUCCUUCCUUGAAAAACAAGUUGCUCAUUGCAAUGGAAGCUAAUUCAGGAUAGACCAGUUUAUUUGUACACACGAGCGCAUUACAAGACCUCCACGCUUGUUUACUGGCCUCUAACAUCAUCUGCCAUCAUCUUCUACAUUUGACACUUGUAUACAUUCUGCAAACUAAAGUGAUAUUACAGUAAUAUACAAAUAUUCUUUAAUUUAUAUAUUGCAAUAUUAGAAAAAACAUUUUAAGUUGGCAACUACAUUUGUCUAUUUGCCAGUCUGAGCCAC
Dunckerocampus dactyliophorus (ringed pipefish) is the source of this 3904-nucleotide messenger RNA. It is a transcript of the gene map3k14b, whose product is annotated as mitogen-activated protein kinase kinase kinase 14. The transcript is spliced from 15 exons. The coding region runs from base 296 to 2875 and encodes 859 amino acids. Gene Ontology annotation, biological process: protein phosphorylation; positive regulation of canonical NF-kappaB signal transduction. Lineage: Eukaryota; Metazoa; Chordata; Actinopteri; Syngnathiformes; Syngnathidae. Gene Ontology annotation, molecular function: ATP binding; protein kinase activity. The record is from RefSeq and is a predicted model, not a curated record.